CAGUAAGCUAGUUACAUAACAGCUGAGAGCUUGCGUUAAUCACACUUCAAACAGAGAACACCUAGAAACACGCAAAAAAUAGGAACACCAACAGUAGGUUUGCCUUAAACAAGAAAUGCCCUCAGCAAAGGAAAAGAUAUUGCGGAAGGAACGAAUCCUUCAGUUUAUCCGAGAAAACCGAGAGCGGCCCAUCAACUCGAAUUCAGUUCUUCCAUCAGCUUCGCCAAGAAAGGAGGAAACUUUGCGGCAGAAGAAACGUGUCACAUUUACACAUGGCAAACAGCAGCGAAGCUUUGGAGAGUCUUCAAAGGCCAGAGAUAAUGACAAGGUUAUUGGACAGGGGCUAACAUCGUGUUUAAUAACAAAGCCAUCGGAUACCAGAUUAACAAGCGGUGCCAACAAUCCAUCCGAAAAUAGUGUAGAAAUUCCUCGAGCAGACAGCAAAUGCCAGUUAAGUUCGUCAUGCAGGAGGUCCUCAGACUCCCGAUUAAUGGCCGGCGCAAACAAUCCAGCGGUGCGCAAUGCUGGCCGAUUGCCUCGAACCGACAGCGAAUGUCAAUUCAAGGAGCCAGGUAUUUUCUUUCUGCAAAAUGUACAUUCGGAUCUGGCGACUCAAGAAGUCAAGCUAAACUCAAAGCCCUUAAGAAAGGAAUUGAAAAACAAGUGCGAUUUCUUUCCAAAGUACGUGGACAAUCGACCUUUCAACGAUGUGGCCACACAAACUCUUUAUAGGGAAUCUUCUGCGCAGACCUUGGCAUUUUUACCAGAGGUACAGAACCGAGAAAGAAAUGAAACCGUCGAGCUGUUCUCUCUGGCCAAAUUGCUGCCCGGCGACAAGCCACCAGGACUGCAUGAAGUCGAGCUUCUGGAGCGUUCCCGCAGGCGAUGGGACUUUAAGAAGGCACUGAAGGCGAACUUGCAGAGACUACUGAACGAGGCCAGGCAAGUGUCCAUGCAAACGGAGUACACCGAGAUAUUGGAGGCCUUCGAGUGGGAGCACUGGAUCCAGCGGGAGGAGGACAUACAGGAGUGCCAGAUGAUGCGACUCGAGAUUGUGAUCAAGAUGUUCGACAAGAGGGAGAAGGAAAUGCGUGCCGCCUCGAAGAGUCGAAUAGAGAAGUCCUUUGAGGGCAUCCAGAAGCGUCGCCUGGCGGAUCUGCACAAGAACGAGGUCGAGUACCAGCGGGGCAUGCGUCGCAUCGGUAUCCAGUUGGCCAAAACCUCCCGCAAGUGGGAAAAACAAAGCCCCAUGCAGGCCCUCGGAUCGCCCUGUUCCGAGUUCUACGGACCCCUGACACGACAUGGUGUCGAUCCGGCCCGAAGGAGUUUUGAAUCCUCUACCGGACGCAAGGCAUUCGACAUGAGGAUCGAUGAUCUGGAGAAGCGGGUCAAUAUGCGAAAUGUUCAGUGUCCGUUUAGCAAACUGAAAGAAUGGUCCAAGCCCAAGGAGUACGACCGGGAGUACGAGCGGAACUUCUGCAACGAUGACAAUCUACAGCGACUGUACGAGUCACUCAAAACCCUGAGAACCCAGGCUGACAUGGCCAAAGAUUCGCCCAAUUGUCUGAAAACACGUCUACGUAUAGAGCACCGAACACCAAGUACGGAUUCGAGCGACUCCUAUCCUUCCUACAAUAUGUUAGCUAGAAAGACACGGAUGACCGAAUAUUCGAGAGCGACCAGCAAAGUCAAGCCAAAGGUAGCUGCCAAGGUCGCACCAAAGGCAGAUAGGCAAAGGGAUUCGCUCAGAGGUCGACAGGAGUUGGAGAACCUGAUAUGCUCAUACGAAGGCAGCUACAUUGGCUCGAUCAUGCAGUUCCUCUCCAACGAAAUGCAACGAUUGAAGGAGCAACGCAAGCUGCACUUCUUCAGCAUUUUGGCCCAAAAGGAACGCUGGCGACGUGAAGCUGCCGAGGCGGGAUUGCGGCAGAAGGAGAACGCCAUGAGGUUGAUGUACGAGGAGAUGUUUCAGUUUUGCAAUGUGGUUCACGGUGAAACGGCACAGAAAUAUGCCGACAACAUAUUGACCACCGACAUUGACCACAUGAUGGAGGACGAGGCUGCCGAGACUGUGGCCGAGAUGGCCAAGCAAAUCGAUGCGGACAUAGAGCGAUGGCUAGAGUCCUUCAAGCUCAUUCAGAAUCCGCUCACAUUCACUCCACUACGAUUAAUGCUGCAGGACAUGGUCUGUCCGGAUCUAAAUGCUGUGCUCCAGCGCUAUGAGACAUCUAUGAUUGCCCAGUACAUAGUGGAAGAUGUGAUCUUUGACAAAGUUUGGCAGGAACUGGAACCGUAUGACAUAUCUAGCACACUGACUAGCGAUCUAAUCGAUCGCCUCAUCGACAACGAUCUGUAUCUGUUCUCCUCCUCGGAGAGCGAAAGCGAGGGUCCGCAGAAAGUGUCCUGGUACGAGGCCCAUGCCGUAGUGAGGAAACUCAUUCGCCAGGCGGUUCCGGGCAGACGUUGGAAAGAGGAAAACGAACGGAUUGCCACCGAAGUCUACAACAGCCUGUUCGACGAUGUCUUCGACGAAAUCCUAUUCAAGUUCGAGAAUCCCUCAGUUAAUCUUCUCGAACUCUGCUCAAGCAAGUCAUUUGCUUACUUUCAGCAUGAGAUUCCAAGAAGACAGAAGUUGGAAUUGAAAGUCUCUCGUUCAGAUUCGAUGCAAGAUACAAAACUUUUAAGAACUCAAUUUCUGUCUCUAGUUAAAAAGUUCAAAUAUGAUAAUAUUACCGCGGAACUAGAGACCGAUGAGAAAUUUAAACUUAUUAAUGAUUCUAGUUUACUUGACUUUAUAAAAAGCGAGGAGCUUCAGCAAACGAAAGUCUUGAGUACUCAACAUACUAGGAUUCCAUCUCCUGAAUUAUUUAACAUCAAAAGCACUGUCGAUCUUUCCGAGCAUUUAGAAAAUCUAAGGGAACUGCGUGGUUCCUCGUCAAUCCAGAAUAACCCCAUGCUUGAACAACCGAGUUCUGUUGAGGAUAUCGAAGGUGAAAUCAAAAGUAGCUCUAAUGACGAAGAUUUAGAAAAAGAAUUAGAAAAAGCUGAAGAAGAAAAAAAAGAGGAGUUUUAUCAGGAAGAAGGUAGCGCAACAACAACCAAUAACGAUGAAUUUGAGGAAGAGCACUCCGAAGUGGGUGAAGAGGUAGUUGUUUAUUACCCCAAAGAUUCGCAGCUCUUCAAGUUCAGAUAAUUUUGGAAAAUUCAUGGUUUUCACCUCUUGGGUAACGGCACUUUUCGUUACUUUCAUACGCGUAUAUUUAUGGAAUUUAUAUUUGAAUGAAGAAAUAUUUAUAGCCAAAAUUAACGGACUGUACUUGGAAUACCGGCUUUUGUUAUUGGCAUUAACAAUUACUGAUAGUUUAGCUUGAA
Drosophila gunungcola (fruit fly) is the source of this 3372-nucleotide messenger RNA. RefSeq lists its product as uncharacterized. Lineage: Eukaryota; Metazoa; Arthropoda; Insecta; Diptera; Drosophilidae. The record is from RefSeq and is a predicted model, not a curated record.